CAGUGCCACUGAGCUAAAUCCCCAUCCUGUUGUAACUUUGGAGAGUCUUCUCUCCCUUGGUUCAAGCUCAGCCUGGAGCUGUAGACACUAGCAAGCUGUUCACAGGUUUGAUGGCUGUCAGCCUUCAACCCUCAACCUCAGUCCAGAGUCUGCCAGUAACUGAGAGCUAAGCUAACACUUAGCAAGAAUGUGGGGUUCAGAGCUAGACAUGGGGGUUUGUGUCCCACCCUACUUCACAAUAGAAGAGUCACUAUCUCUGAGAAAACUUGUGUUCCAAAUUCAUGAAUCCCCAACAUGAUACAUUAGGAUGAGCAACUUGCCAGAACCUCUACCCCCUAGCCUUCCACAGAAGACUUGGUACACCUGGAGGUUCCUCCACCACUUAGAGCAGCAUUCUCUGAGCCCAAUGUGCCUGACAGCCUUAGAAUUCCUUGAUUCCAGCCACUAAGUUGACAUUACAGACCUAAUGUAACUAUUUCCUUGAUACCCAGUACCCAACACUUGGGGUGUGAGGUAGUUCAGGUAGCCAAUCAGAGGCCAGGAUUUGGGGGCGGUGGAGGUGAGAACCUCACACCUGGGCUGUUAAUCCCAUACCUAGGUUAAGCUUGGCCCAAAGAGGAGACUCCUAAGUGGAGUAUGGGAAGGGGCUAAGCCUACACAGCUGGCCUGGGACUUUGUCCCAAGGACAAGGAUGCCCAUAAAUAAAGCCAGACCCAGUGUUCACCCUAAUACCUGCCACAAUGCUACUGCUCAGCCUGACCCUUACCUUGGUUCUCCUAGGCUCCUCCUGCGGCUGUGGAGUUCCUGCCAUCGGACCAGCACUCAGCUUCAGCCAGAGGAUUGUCAAUGGGGAGAAUGCAGUAUCAGGAUCCUGGCCCUGGCAAGUGUCCCUGCAGGACCAAAAUGGCUUCCACUUCUGUGGUGGUUCUCUCAUCAGCCCGAACUGGGUGAUCACUGCUGCCCACUGCCAAGUCAGUCCCAGCAGCCACUCUGUCAUCCUGGGCGAGUAUGACCUUUCAUCCAAGGCUGAGCCUGUGCAGGUGCGGUCCAUCUCAAAGGCCAUUACACACCCGAGCUGGAACCCCACCACUCUGAACAAUGACCUGACGCUCCUGAAGCUUGCCUCACCAGUCCAGUAUACAGCACGCAUCUCACCUGUAUGCCUGGCUUCCUCAAAUGAGGCACUGUAUGAUGGCCUCAAGUGUGUCACCACUGGCUGGGGCCGCCUCAGUGGUGUGGGCAAUGUGACACCAGCACGCCUCCAACAGGCAGUUCUGCCCCUGGUUACUGUGAAUCAGUGCCGACAGUACUGGGGCUCAAAAAUCACUGACUCCAUGAUCUGCGCAGGUGCCUCAGGUGUCUCCUCAUGCCAGGGCGACUCUGGAGGCCCUCUUGUAUGCCAGAAAGGGAGCUCAUGGGUGCUUAUUGGUGUUGUCUCCUGGGGCACCAGUAACUGCAAUGUGCGAGCACCUGCUGUGUACACUCGGGUUAGCAAGUUCAACAGUUGGAUCAACCAGGUCAUAGCCUCCAACUGA
This is a messenger RNA of Fukomys damarensis (Damara mole-rat), 1535 nucleotides long. RefSeq names its product chymotrypsin like (gene Ctrl). Gene Ontology annotation, biological process: proteolysis. The coding region runs from base 741 to 1535 and encodes 264 amino acids. The transcript has 7 exons. The record is from RefSeq and is a predicted model, not a curated record. NCBI's taxonomy places the organism in Eukaryota, Metazoa, Chordata, Mammalia, Rodentia, Bathyergidae. Gene Ontology annotation, molecular function: serine-type endopeptidase activity.